Messenger RNA from Centruroides sculpturatus (bark scorpion), 3091 nucleotides. It is a transcript of the gene dysf, whose product is annotated as neuronal PAS domain-containing protein 4-like. Lineage: Eukaryota; Metazoa; Arthropoda; Arachnida; Scorpiones; Buthidae. The record is from RefSeq and is a predicted model, not a curated record. The coding region runs from base 205 to 2637 and encodes 810 amino acids. The transcript has 11 exons. Gene Ontology annotation, molecular function: RNA polymerase II transcription regulatory region sequence-specific DNA binding; protein dimerization activity; DNA-binding transcription factor activity, RNA polymerase II-specific. Gene Ontology annotation, biological process: regulation of transcription by RNA polymerase II.
GGUAUCGAGCGCAGGAGAGCCGCAUAUGGUCGCGAGGUAACCAGUGUGGCGCGUACACGCUCUACCCCCAUCCGCAGUCGCUGGGAUUUGCCAGAGUGGCCGCAGGUGCUCUCGUUUCGUGUGGUGUGGCAGCGACGUCCUCUUCUCCUUUUCAUGAACUGAACCCAUUCUCCGUACUCCCGAGCGAUCGUUAUUGGUGGACAAAUGCUCGCCAACAGCCCCAACAUUUUACAGAUGUGCAGUUUCGAUGCCAAUAAAUCAACGAAAGGUGCCUCCAAGUUACGACGUGAUCUAAUCAAUGCCGAGAUUGCCAACUUAAGGGAUUUGUUGCCUUUACCCUCAUCUACCAGGCAGCGUUUGUCUCAGUUGCAAUUAAUGGCGCUGGUCUGCGUAUAUGUGAGGAAAGCCAACUAUUUCCAACAUGUUCUUCAUAAACACGAUCUUCUGCCCGAGGCCUCCAUUCCCCACUUUGGUUUCUCGAAGGCGCUGAACGGAUUCUUAAUGAUGAUGACACAAAAUGGAAAGCUAUUGUAUAUAUCUGACAACGCUGCCGAAUAUUUGGGACAUUCUAUGGAGGACUUGUUGAUCCACGGCGAUAGCGUGUACGAUAUUAUCGAGAAACAAGAUCAUCAAGCCAUCCAGGCAGAAUUAAUGCGGAGUCCCAAUCCGCUAAGUUUAAUUCCCGACAGCAGGAUAUUCCUCUGCAGGAUGAACGUAUCCAGGAACGCCAGAAGACAAAUGAGAUUCGGAGAUCAGAAGGUGGUGUUAGUACAAGGGCAUUUUGUCAACUUUCUACCACUGUGUAGUCGAAAUGAACCCGUAUUUUUAGCAACCUGCACCCCUGUAGCCAUGCCCGAGACUCGCGAAUGUGUCGUUCAGGGAAGCACAAAUGUUUUUACCUCCAUUCAUUCAAUGGAUAUGAAGUUCCUACAUAUCGAUUCUAUUGGAGAAUUUCAUCUAGGAUAUAGAAAAUCAAAUCUUCAGGGAUUAUCGUGGUACGAAUUGGUUCACUGUGAUCAUUUGAGAGAAGCCCAAUCGAAGCAUCGACUAAUUACGCAAUCCGAACAAGAGAGAUCUUGUAUUCUUCUAAUAAGAUUGGAAUCUCAAAGUAGAAAGUGGAUUUGGGUUCACGUAGUUUUGCAAGUGAAAGACAGUUCCGAUAGUUCGCAACAACCCGUUAUUGUUUGCACUAAUCAAGUACUCAGUGAAAGAGAAGCGGCUGUGAUGAGGGCCAACAGUUGGCUCUAUCAAUUUUAUUCUCUUCAUUCCAAAAUGCACUAUAGUUUGGCGUACGAAGCCCACGCUACCAGAUUGCCUAGUUAUUAUUCUACGAUGAUGCCUUAUCCUCAUCCGACUCCAUCUGGAGGUGCCAUUCAUCCUUCGCCUUAUCAUCUACCUCCGCCCGGUGCACCGUUGAACGGUUCCUCUCAGCAUCCAGGUCACACAGUCCUCCAGUACGGAGGACCUCCACCACCACACGGAACUUUACCAGUACCAUACAUGGCUAAUUCUACAAGUUGUGAAGAUUCCAAGUGGCAGCAGUUAAAAAGAUCGUCGUCGCCAGAAAAUCAAGAUUUAGAUCAAAACCAGCCGAAAAGACCAAAUUAUUCAAGAAACGCUUUUACCUAUCCGCCUUCUCUCACAACGUUCGAUCGCAGAAUAGCAGCAGCAGUUCCUGUUCCUCUUCCUAUGGCGGAGAUCGGAACGGCUUCAUAUUAUGGGCCCACCGAAAUGCUCGCCACAGUUUCCCUUUCUCACUUUGGAACUUUAAGAAGUCAGAAAGAACAUCAGAUAAUUGAGAAAGAGCUAAUGGACGUUGAGCAAUCUUUAACUCCUACAAAUACCGAAGAAGUGUCUUUAAUUAUAUCGUCAUCGUCUCCUCAUAGAUUGAUGUCUGGAAAUUCCGUUCUUCUCACAUCCAACCCACCAUUAUCUUCGGUACUUUCAGAAAGUUCUCGUAUUCUUGCGGGAGGUACAGAAGAUCUCGGAUGCCAUCAAGACAACCACGACGGCCAAGAUAUAAGCACAAAAAGAAUGUCUUUCCCUCCCCUUGAUCCAACGCGAUAUCAUUUACUCUUGUCCGAAGAUGCGAUUAGAGGAAGAUAUAGUUUAUCCCCCAAACCGGAUUUAUGGUGCACUUUCAGAAAUACUCCGGCUGGUUAUUCAUGUUACGAUAUUAGCGAUGCUAAUAAAAACGGAUAUCAGUAUUCGGAAAGGUCACUAUCCGUCCAUAAAACUACUUCUUUAGCCAGAGAUAGUCACCUGGAAACGGGAGAAAGUUCUCUUUCCUCGACCAGUAGCGUUUCUUCCGAUCACUGUAGGGAAAGAAGGAGUCCCAGAAAAGAUCAAACAGCAGAAAAUCAAAUUGCGUGGUCUCACAACGAAGCAUUAGCCUGGAAUCAUAGGGAACCACCGCAGCAGGAUAGUAGUGCCUUAACGAAUUACGGUUCGCAGACAGAAAACCAAAGUCUAGUCUCGGGUACGACGGGGAAGAAAGUAAGGUUUGGAGAAGCUACUUCUAGGAAUACAUCACCGCAGAUGUUAGGAAGAACUACAAACUUUUCCAGUCACGAAAGGAAUUCUUGUAACAAGAUCGGAUGCCGUAUCCAUUGGCCAUCCAAUAACGCAUCCGACUAAAGGAUUACGGAUUUUUUAGAUGUUUCAUACCAUAAGAUGCAAAAAAACAUAAAGAAAAAUGAAGCAAUCCAGAACAAAAUUGUGCAUUAAGUCCAUCGGCUGUUGGACUACGAGUGUAUGACAUAUUGUCAACUCUUCAUCAUCAUCGAUCCAUCUUCAUGCUUGCAUGUAUAUUUAAGAAUUACAUUUAAAAAUGCGAGGACAAUCAAAGGAACAAAUAUUAUUAAAAAAUAUAAAUAUAAAUAUAUAUUUUAUCAUAUUUCAUCUGUUUAUAGUGUGGAUAGUGUUUUUUUCUACUGUUUUAUGGGACAAGGUGGCUUAUCUGUCCACGUCUUGUUUCGCAUAGAUUCAUUCAUCUGUAGGUUAACAAAUUGCAAGGGACGAAAGGAACCACCAACAAACAUCAAAAAUAUUUUCUGCAAUGUUAGCUUGUAUAGGAAGGGUUAUACACGGC